AUGGCUCUCAAGGUCUUAAUAACUGGUGUAACCGGCUACAUCGGCGGUUCCGUCCUCUCCACUCUCCUCGACUCACCCCAACUCUCCAAGCCCGAAAUCUCAAUCUCCGUUCUCCUUCGAGGGGAAGAAAAAGCAAAGUUGUAUGAAGCGAAGGGUCUGAAGGCCUUACUCUUUAACAGCUUGGACGAGACAGAUCUGCUGAGAGAAGUUGCCAGUCAACAUGAUAUUGUGAUUCACACUGCAUCCGGAUUCCACACCUCGUCCGCCAUCGCGCUAAUUCAGGGGCUUGCAGACCGCGCCCAAGAGACGGAAAACACGGUGCAUUACAUUCAUACAUCAGGGACCUCUAACCUCGCUGACCAGCCCAUUACCGGUGCAUACCAGGAAGCGGAACCUCGAGUCUUCUCAGAUAAGGAGAAUAUUUAUGCUUAUGAGAAAGCUCGAGAAUCACUACAAGUAUACGCACAGCGCACAACAGACAUCGCGGUCGUGGAGACGGGUCUCGCUCACGGAGUAAAGACAACGAUUAUCAUGAGUCCUACGAUCUAUGGCGUGGGCACGGGAUUGGGGAAUCGGCUGUCGAUUCAAGUUCCGACGAUCAUGAAGGCGAGUUUGAAGAGUGGCGAGGUGGAUGUUGUGGGUGAAGGGAAGGCAGAGUGGGAUUUCGUUCAUAUUGCGGACCUAGCCAACCUCUACAAGCUUGUGCUACAUAGAGUCGUGAAGGGGGAAGAGGUGCCGAGUGGCGAGAGGGGAAUUCUUUUCUCCGGCACGGGGAGGUACAGCUGGAUGGAGCUGUCGCGAGGGAUUGCGAGCGCGCUAUUUAAUCUAGGUGCUAUACGGACAGAUGUCGUGAAUAGGGUUGAUAUCAUUGAAGCGGCGAGGAAAUGGGGUAAGUUGGGAGGCGGCGAGGUGUUGUUCGUGGAGUUGGGGUUUGCUUCGAACUCUCGCACUGACUUUGAGAUUAGCAGAGAGCUUGGUUGGCAGCCUCAGAAGACGGAGGAGGAUUUCAAGAUUCACUUCUUGGAAGAGGCGGGCCUGAUUGUGGCUGCAGCGCGAAGCGUUGAUUCCGCUUGA
Molecule: messenger RNA, 1074 nt
Organism: Hyaloscypha bicolor E
Lineage: Eukaryota; Fungi; Ascomycota; Leotiomycetes; Helotiales; Hyaloscyphaceae
Product: NAD(P)-binding protein
Exons: 4
Coding region: 1-1074 (357 amino acids)
Source: RefSeq, a predicted model, not a curated record